Brassica napus (rape) is the source of this 2313-nucleotide messenger RNA. Its product is annotated as gibberellin 20 oxidase 1-like. The record is from RefSeq and is a predicted model, not a curated record. Gene Ontology annotation, molecular function: gibberellin 20-oxidase activity. The transcript is spliced from 3 exons. Lineage: Eukaryota; Viridiplantae; Streptophyta; Magnoliopsida; Brassicales; Brassicaceae. The coding region runs from base 1072 to 2202 and encodes 376 amino acids. Gene Ontology annotation, biological process: unidimensional cell growth; gibberellin biosynthetic process; response to light stimulus.
GAGACACACUUUCUUUUGUCAAAAAAUUUCUUAUGACCCUAAAGUAAAGAGAAUCUCUCUCAUCUUCUUAUUUCAUUUUAUUAUUUUUCUUAUUCUACUUUGUGUAUUUAUUUACUUUUAUCUCAAGUUCUAAAAUAUAUUAAACAAAAAUAAUUGUCAUAAUAAACUAUAUAUAAAAUUCUCUAUCUUUUAAGAUCCAUGUUCAUACAUAUAUUAUAUAUAUUAAAGUGUAAACAAAAUGUGGACAUGGACACGAAAGCGUGGAUAACAGAAUUAUAAAUUAGUUGUGGACAUGAACAUCUUAACAGAAUUAUAAACUAGUUGUGGACAUGAACAAUAUUCAUUCGAUUUCAUUCAUCAUCUCGGGAUCUAAAUUCAAUUCUAAUCAAAAUUACAUCCAUCCACAUCAUGACAAAGCGCAAAUUCCUUAGAUCAGAAAUCUCUGACAUUCAAGAUCUAUUACUCUCCGACAAAAGGUAAACGCUUCUUCGAUUUUUCUCUCCGCUCAUACUCACAAUAUCAUCUCUUUCUCAUCUUGAUUGAAGUUUAACUGCAGAUAAUUUAUCAAUUGAGCUGAAGAAAGCAAGUGUUUGUAUUGGAGAUAACAGUUCGUAUCCACGUUUUAUGGUAUAAUUUUAGUAACAAGAGUCUAUGUCCACGUAUUGUUGUAUAGUUUUAUGGAAUCAAAACAGAGAGUUAGUCCACUUAUCUACUAUAAACACAUUAAUAUCACAUAUCCACACAUUACUCAUCACUCAUCCACACAUCACCCGUCCACAAAUCACCCAACUACACAUCACUCGUCCACAAAUCACUCGUCCACAAAUCACCCAUCCACAACUGUCUUUUCUAUUAAGGGCAAAAUUGUCCACAACUGGCCCACAACAAAAUGUGUAACAUGUAAGAAGUGUCUCUAGCUGUAUUAGAAAAUCAAAAAGUUUCCUAGUGUAAUCAACUCUAUAUAUAUAAAGACUGAACCGACCCUUCUUGGUUCCCGUAUCCCCUCGCAAUACUCAACAUACCAACAACAACAUAAUACCAAGAAGAAGCGAAGGCGUGAAACAUCAGAAAAUGGCGGCGAAUUGCGUAAUAACAUCCCCUGAGGAAGAACACACACCAAAACUAGACCUUGUGACGCCACUUGUCUUCAAUCCUUCAAUGCUUAACCUCCAAGCCACUAUCCCAAGCCAGUUCAUUUGGCCUGACGAUGAGAAGCCUUGCCUCGAAGCUCCCGAGCUUGACGUUCCCCUCAUCGAUCUCCAAAACUUCCUCGCCCAUAGCCACUCCACGUUAGAUGCUUCCAGGCUCAUCUCCGACGCCUGUAACAAGCACGGUUUCUUCCUCGUGGUCAAUCACGGCAUCAGCGAGCAGCUUAUAUCUGACGCUCAUGAAUACAUGUCCCGCUUUUUCGACAUGCCUCUCUCUGAGAAACAGAGGAUUCAGAGAAAAGCAGGCCAGAGUUGUGGCUACGCAAGCAGUUUCGCUGGCCGUUUCUCCACCAAGCUUCCGUGGAAGGAAACCCUUUCUUUCCAGUUUUGCGACGACAAGAGCCGCCCAAAAAACGUUCAAGAUUACUUCUGCGAUGCGUUGGGACAUGAGUUUGAGCCAUUUGGGAAAGUGUAUCAAGAGUACUGUGAAGCAAUGAGUUCUCUGUCACUGAAGAUCAUGGAGCUUCUAGGGAUAAGUUUAGGCGUAUCCGGAGACUACUUCAAAUCUUUUUUUGAAGAAAAUGAUUCCAUAAUGAGACUAAAUUACUACCCUCCAUGUCAAAAACCAGAUCUUACAUUUGGAACAGGACCUCAUUGUGAUCCUACUUCUCUUACCAUCCUUCACCAAGACCAUGUUCAUGGCCUUCAAGUCUUUGUCGAUAAUCAGUGGCGCUCCAUCAGUCCUAACCCCAAGGCCUUUGUGGUCAAUAUCGGUGAUACUUUCAUGGCUCUAUCAAACAAUAGAUACAAAAGCUGCUUGCACCGGGCGGUGGUGAACAGCAAGAGCGAGAGGAAAUCACUUGCGUUCUUCUUGUGUCCAAAAAAGGACAGAGUAGUGAAGCCACCAAGAGAGCUUUUGGACAGCAACACACCAAGGAGAUACCCUGACUUCACUUGGUCUAUGUUGCUUGAGUUCACUCAGAAACAUUAUAGAGCAGACAUGAACACUCUCCAGGCUUUCACAGAUUGGCUCACCAACAAACCCAUCCAAUAAGUAAAAGCAAUAUAUAUAUAUAUAUAUGUCUUUGUCUUGUUAGUUACUAUGUUCUUUAUAUUUCAUGUAUAUGGUAAUAGAUCAAUAACACCCUUAGUACUUCAUUUAUAA